Lachancea lanzarotensis is the source of this 2070-nucleotide messenger RNA. RefSeq names its product LALA0S03e09142g1_1 (gene SPO1). The transcript is spliced from 2 exons. The record is from RefSeq and is a predicted model, not a curated record. Gene Ontology annotation, biological process: glycerophospholipid catabolic process. Gene Ontology annotation, molecular function: A2-type glycerophospholipase activity. Lineage: Eukaryota; Fungi; Ascomycota; Saccharomycetes; Saccharomycetales; Saccharomycetaceae. Gene Ontology annotation, cellular component: extracellular region; cytosol; intracellular membrane-bounded organelle. The coding region runs from base 1 to 2070 and encodes 689 amino acids.
AUGAGACUCAUCGCUUUCAGUGGUCUUUUUAUAAGUAUCUACCUUCUACAGUGUGUUACUUUGGUUACUUGCUCUCCUAAUGUGAACUCAGCGUUUCAAGCGGUACAAUGCCCUGAUACACAACUCAUCAGGGAAGCAAAAUCCUCAUUGAGUAGAGAGGAAAGUAGAUAUGUAGCUAGCCGCCAACUCCUUAUGAGAGGCAGUGUGGAAGAAUUUAUAAAGACUACUGGUGUGAGAACUUCAGAUGUCGCCAGUUUGUCUUUGUUAGCUCAGGGACCGAUCAAUGUAGGACUUGCGAUAUCCGGCGGAGGUCUUCGAUCUAUGUUAAUUGGGUCAGGUUUCAUGUUGAAGAUGGAGGAAUACGGUUUGCUGAAUUCGGUCAAUUAUGUCACUGGAACAUCAGGAGGGAGUUGGAUUCUUGCCAAGUUGGCCCUUAAUGACUUUAGGAUCAGCUCCUUAGGAGAGUGGAAUAUCAGUGAAAGCAUUUUGAGGGGCGUUCCCGACACAAACGUUUCCGAAAGUAGCGUGGUGACUAUGCUAGAUGUGGGGGACUUGAACGAACUUUUCACCGCAGACGACUGGUUUUAUGAGAAGCUUUCGCAUGUCUCAAGACUUUGGGAUAGAAGUACAGAGCCUAUGCUAAAACAAGUGACGCCUUUUGACGACUUCUAUCUGCGGCUAGAAGAGCAACUUGUCGCGAGAACUGGAAUAUUGGAAAAAAGAGGACCCGAGGUUUUUAGUAAGAUCAAAAACGUUGUGCACAAGUUUUUUGAUGUUACAAAAGAGGUUGAUUCCAAUGUUGAAAAAUUUGUCGACUCGUCUCGCAACUUCGCGGAGAUCUUACAGUUCUAUGUAGACCUGCAUCGUACUGUCAGGACCAAAAAGCUAAAUGGCUUCCCGCUAUCCUUCACGGACUAUUGGGGACAUGCUUUGAUCAAUGGGAUGGCUUCUAAAGCUGGUCAAGCUUCACUGUCAGCGGUUAUUGGCGACAGCAAACGGUUCCGAGAGUUCAAGACUCCAUUUCCCAUCUUUGUAGCAAAUUGCAAGAAUAACAACCUGCGACAUGCCGUAUUCGAAUUCACGCCUUUCGAAUUUGGUUCAUGGACUAAUCUGAGACUAUUCAUGAGCUUAAAAUUUCUAGGAUCCACUAUGGUGGCGGGUGAGGCGAAAAAGUGCUACAAUGGUUUCGACGAAAUCAGCUUCAUCACUGCCACGUCCUCUUCAAUUUUCAACAAUGUAUUGAUGUGCAUAUGGCAGUUGAUAGCUCCAACCAUACAAACUCGAAAGGCCAUAGGCGCCAUUCUUAGUGCUUUCAGCAUAGGGUUCGAAAAGUCGAGAAAUGGAACUUCUUCCAUAUCAUCAACUACACCACGACCGGAAUAUGCAAUCUACCAUCCCAAUCCUUUUUACCAAUACCCGGGAAUUGAGGAUGAUGUACUCACGAAGGAUAGCCGUCUGUACCUUGUUGACGGCGGAGAAGACGGACAAAACAUCCCAAUUGGACCAUUGCUGAUUCCAGAGAGAAAGCUCGAUGUGAUUUUGGCAUUGGAUUCAAGCUCUGAUACCCAUGGAUUUCCAAACGGGUCUAUGUUGCAUAACUUCUAUCGUGACAAUUACAUUGAUACAUUUGAAGACACUUUUGACCACAAUCCCUCGGCUUUCCAGACUCUACCAUAUAUUCCCACAAGCAAGGAGUUCGUUGAAAAAGGACUAUUGUCCCGUCCGGUUGCAUUUGGAUGCUACCUCUCCAGUUAUCCUGACUCGAUUACAGAUCCAAACUUUAAUUCGACGUCUUUGGUCCUACCCCCAAUUAUACUGUACCAUGCAAAUGCCGAGCAUUCUUUCAGUGCAAAUGUAUCCACCUUCAAGCUCAGGUAUACCCACACCGAAGUUGAACAAAUGCUGAACAACGGUCGAGACAUUUUCAGUUUUGAUUCCAGUCCCAAAUAUAAGAGAUGUUUGGCAUGCCUCUUGGUCAAAAGAGCACACGAUCGCAAACUACUUCAAGCAGAGGAGAACACAUUGCCAUUCUUUUGCGAAGUCUGCUUCAGUGAAUACUGCUACAAUUGA